This is a messenger RNA of Polypterus senegalus (gray bichir), 655 nucleotides long. Its product is annotated as methionine adenosyltransferase 2 subunit beta-like. Gene Ontology annotation, molecular function: methionine adenosyltransferase regulator activity. The transcript is spliced from 4 exons. Gene Ontology annotation, cellular component: methionine adenosyltransferase complex. The record is from RefSeq and is a predicted model, not a curated record. Gene Ontology annotation, biological process: S-adenosylmethionine biosynthetic process. The annotation marks the transcript as partial. NCBI's taxonomy places the organism in Eukaryota, Metazoa, Chordata, Cladistia, Polypteriformes, Polypteridae.
CUGGAAUUUUUUUAAUUUACAUCAGCACUGAUUAUGUGUUUGAUGGAAGAAAUCCUCCUUAUGCAGAAAACGACAGCCCAAACCCAUUGAACGUUUAUGGGAAAACGAAACUAGAAGGAGAGAAAGAGGUCUUGCGACAUAAUAUAGGAGCUGCAGUUCUUCGAGUUCCUGUUCUAUAUGGUGAUGUAGAAAAAAUUGAAGAGAGCGCCGUCACUGUGACUUUCGACAAAGUUCAGAACAAUCUGGAAUCCUUUGCCAUCGAUCACUGUCAGCAAAGGUUCCCAACGUACACCAAGGAUGUAGCCAGAGUGUGCCGCCAGCUGGCAGAGAAGAGAUUACAAGAUUCAUCCAUAAGAGGCAUCUUUCACUUCUCUGGCAAUGAACAAAUGACCAAAUAUGAAAUUGCCUGUGCGAUGGCCGAUGCCUUCAACUUGCCCAGUAGCCACCUGAGGCCGAUAACAGAUCCACCGGUGGAGUCAACAGCUCUUCGCCCACACAAUGCUCAGCUGAGCUGUUCUCGCCUGGAGAAUCUGGGAAUCGGACAAAGGACGCCAUUUAAACAAGGCAUCAAAGAGUCACUCUGGCCCUUUUUAACUGAUAAAAGGUGGAGGCAAACAGUCUUCCAUUAGAAAAAAUAAAUUUAGCAAAGAAGUCA